Messenger RNA from Oncorhynchus tshawytscha (Chinook salmon), 2595 nucleotides. It is a transcript of the gene acsf3, whose product is annotated as acyl-CoA synthetase family member 3. The transcript has 10 exons. The coding region runs from base 243 to 1994 and encodes 583 amino acids. The record is from RefSeq and is a predicted model, not a curated record. Gene Ontology annotation, molecular function: medium-chain fatty acid-CoA ligase activity. Gene Ontology annotation, biological process: fatty acid metabolic process. Lineage: Eukaryota; Metazoa; Chordata; Actinopteri; Salmoniformes; Salmonidae.
UUAUAUAUCCUGCAAAUUUAACAAAACCUGGAUUUUCAGUCUCAGAUUGCUUUGUUCCGUGUUUCACAACCAGAACCCUAAAAUCUAGCUCCAGUUUCCAUUCGGAGUUUUAUUGUGACGCACCGUCACAAGAAUAACCGAUGUUUGGGUAUUCCAAUGUGACCAUUGUGUGGCUUGACAUCAUGAGGAUGGACUUUUUAUGAGAAUAACAUUGGUAGCUUUGAGCAGCAUAGUGUCCCAUCAUGUUGCCAGGGGAAGUACGUCACUCAGUCCCUCUGUGGCGCUCUGCUUUGGCCUCUGGCUGCUUGCAGUGUGAGGCAGGGCCAGGGAGAUGGCUGCUGAGACAGGUCCUGAGGAGAGCCUACACCUCCACAAGAGCAAGGCAGGCUGCAGCAGGGGACAGUGCCCCUGUGUUUUCCAGAGCCCAAGUGUACCGGGACAAGCUGGCCAUAGUGGACGACAGUGGGAGCCACAGCUAUAGGGACUUGUACGGCAGUAGUAGGGGCCUGGCUGGGCGUAUCAAGGCAGCUCUGGACUGUCCCUCUGGGGACCUGCAAGGGAAGCGCAUCUCCUUCCUGUGCGCCAACGAUGCCUCGUACACGGUAGCCCAGUGGGCAUCCUGGAUGUGUGGCGGCACGGCCGUGCCUCUCUACAGGGAGCACCCUCCGUCUGAGCUGGAGUACAUCAUCUCUGACUCCCAGAGCUCCCUGCUGGUGGCUGGGCAGCCGUACGCAGACACCAUGGAGCCCCUCGCCCACAGACUGGGACUGCCCUACCUGCAGCUGCCCCCCACCUCCAGCCUCAGCUCCCUGCUGGAAGCCCCAGAGAACCAGCCUGAGCCUGGCAUCACAGACUGGGCCCAGCGUCCUGCCAUGAUCAUCUACACCAGCGGCACCACAGGCAGGCCCAAAGGGGUUCUCCACACUCACAGCAACAUUCAGGCCAUGGUUCAGGGUCUGGUGUCAGAGUGGGGCUGGUCCAGAGAUGAUGUCAUCCUUCACACCUUGCCCCUGCACCACGUCCACGGCAUCGUCAACAAGCUGCUCUGCCCUCUCUGGGUGGGUGCCACCACCGUCAUGCUGCCUACCUUCCAGCCUCAGAAGGUAUGGGAGGUCCUGCUCAGCUCCAAGGCUCCUAUGGUGACUGUGUUCAUGGCUGUUCCAACCAUCUACUCCAAGCUGAUCCAGCACUAUGAGCAGCACUUCACCCAGCCACGCGUCCAGGACUUUGUCAGGGCUGCCUGCAAGGAGAGAAUCAGGCUGAUGGUGUCUGGCUCGUCCGCCCUGCCCCAGCCCACCCUGCUACGCUGGGAGGAGAUCACAGGACACACCCUGUUGGAACGCUACGGCAUGACAGAGAUAGGCAUGGCCCUGUCCAACCCCCUGAAGGGUCCUCGCAUCCCAGGUGCAGUCGGUGUCCCUCUUCCAGGAGUGGAGGUUCGCAUUGUCAUGACGAACGCAACCAGCACCACCAUCGCCGAGGGCAACAGCAGAGAAACUCAGGUGCGUCCAGGGUUGGAGGGGAAGGAGGGGGAGCUGAUGGUGCGAGGAGACCAGGUCUUCACAGAGUACUGGAACAAACCAGAGGCCACCAGGGAGUCUUUCACUGAGGAUGGCUGGUUCAAAACGGGGGACACAGCGGUCUAUAAGAAUGGAGUGUACUGGAUCAUGGGCCGCACCUCAGUGGACAUCAUAAAGAGUGGAGGCUAUAAGAUCAGUGCUCUGGAGGUGGAGCGACACCUGCUAGCCCACCCUGAUAUCACAGAUGUGGCUGUGAUUGGUGCUCGGGACGCCACCUGGGGACAGAAGGUGACAGCGGUGGUGCAGCUGAAGAGGGGGCGGAGCAUGACCCUGUCAGAGCUGAAGACCUGGGCCAGAGAGCACAUGGCUCCAUAUACCAUCCCUACAGGCCUGGUCCUUGUGGAGGAGAUGCCAAGGAACCAGAUGGGGAAGGUCAACAAGAAGGACCUACUCAAGCACUUCUUCCCCAGCUAACUAGUAGAGAAGCCUGCACCUCCUUCACGGCCCACCUCCUCCACGACACCUCCUUCCAGCAGGAGCAGAGACCCUCCUCAUACUACAGUAAACCAUCGAGAUGAGCUCCAAGUGACUGACUCACCAGACAGUGGUCUGGGGAAGAAUGAAGAGACCUCAUUGAGGAUCCCACUAACUACACCACUGACCCCACUCAGCUCUGAGUUACCGUAGGACUGUUCACUGCUGGGCCUGGAGGCACUGAGCUCAACAGUGCUGUCUUACACGUGAUUAAACUGCUGUGGAGAUAUAUUUAGUUUGGCUGCUAUGACAGAGAACUGAUUUAAUACGAUAAGGCUGCGGUGCCUUCUUUAAAGACUGAGUGCUGCGAUCAUUAGCAUGACUGGGGAUCAUGGCAUGAAUAAUUAUGCCAACACACAAGUACAUUAAGAAACCGUGAAAAUGAUAAGAGCAGCAAGAGAUCCUUGACAUUAUACACAGUAGAAGAGAGGGGAGUACAGUGCAUUCUUAAAUUGCUUAUAAUUACAAUCCAGAUGGAUACCCUUGAAUUGGCAAUGAAGUUUAUUUUAAUGUAAUAAAAUGGAUGAUGUAUGGAAAGGCC